Austrofundulus limnaeus is the source of this 6073-nucleotide messenger RNA. RefSeq names its product nebulin-related anchoring protein (gene nrap). Gene Ontology annotation, cellular component: Z disc. The record is from RefSeq and is a predicted model, not a curated record. Gene Ontology annotation, biological process: cardiac muscle thin filament assembly. NCBI's taxonomy places the organism in Eukaryota, Metazoa, Chordata, Actinopteri, Cyprinodontiformes, Rivulidae. Gene Ontology annotation, molecular function: actin filament binding.
CAUGGUUUCAAGUAAGAGACAGUUUUAGAGGUUCACAGACUCAGAGCUGAGUUUAGCACGAAGAAGAACACCCCCCAAUCUGACCAGCGACCGACAGAAAGACUUCUUAUUUUAUUUUGAUUUCUGUGAGAAGGACAAACAUUCAAGAUGCAGUCGUGUGCCAGGUGUGGAUUUGUGGUCUACCCAGCAGAAAAGAUCAACUGCAUUGACCAGAAUUGGCACAAAGCUUGCUUUCACUGCGACAUCUGCAAGAUGGUCCUCACACCCAAUAACUUCAUCAGCCACAAGAAGAGGCCGUACUGCUCCGUGCACAAUCCGAGGAACAACACAUUCACAAGCGUUUAUGAGGCCCCUGUCAACAUCAAGGCAAAGAAGCAGAGCAAAGCAAGCAGUGAGCUGAAGUAUGGUGAAGACGGAGAACACUUUCAGUCCACCUUCCACUGCGACAUGGGAUCCAUGGAGAAGUCUGGUCUAACUAGCCAGGUGAUCAGCCAGCAGGSCUUUCAGUCUCAGUCAGAGUUCUCCCAGCAGCAGGCCUGGUACAUGGGGACRGUGACCAACCAGGAAGUGGUGACAAUGUCUCAGGCACACAAGACAAUCAGUGAUAUGAAAUACUCAGAAUAUGAGGAGUCUAAAGGAAAAGGCAGCUUCCCUGCCAUGAUAACACCAGGCUACCAGGCGGCAAAGAACGCCAACACUUUGGCCAGUAGUCUGGAAUAUAAAAAAGGACACGAAGAAAGAGUUUCAAAAUACACAACAUUUGCUGAUCCGCCGGAGAUGCUUCUGGCCAAGAAACAAGGACAAAUUGCCAGCGAUUAUGCAUACACAGAGGAAUAUGAGCAGCAGAGGGGGAAAGGUAGUUUCCCAGCACAUCUCACUCCUGGAUACAAGAUGUCAAAAAAGGCCUUAGAGCAGGCCAGUGAUAUUAAGUACCGUCAGACGUACGAGCAGGAGAUAAAGGGAAAAGCCAGCGCUGAGGCAGCAGCAGCUGAGGUGGUCCACGCCAGAGAAAACGCAGAGAACUUCAGCCAGAUCGCCUACACUGAAGCAUACGAGCAGCAGAGAGGUAAAGGAAGCUUUCCUGCAAUGAUCACUCCUGGCUAUCAUCUCGCAAAGAAAGCUCAGGAAAAYGCCAGUGAUCUGAAAUACAGGAAGGACCUAAACAAGAUGAAGGGCACGACACACUUCCACAGCCUGAGCACUGAAGACAACCUGAGCCUGAAGAAYGCCCAGAAAAUCAACAAGAUUGUCAGUGAGGUGGAGUACAAGAAAGACUUGGAGAACACUAAAGGACACAGCAUUAACUUCUGUGAGACGCCACAGUUUCGAAAUGCUGCAAAGGUCGCAAAGUUCACCAGUGAUAACAAGUAUAAAGAAAAAUAUACAAGUGACAUGAAGGGGCACUAUGAAGACUCGGGUUUUGACAAGAAGACUCUGCAUGCCAUGAAAGCAAGGAAGCUGGCGAGUGAUAUUUCUUACAAACAGGGACAGGAGCAGGAGCAGGGUGAAUACAACUACCCAGCCACUCUCACACCGGGGUACCAAAGCCAGAAGAAGCUCGACCCACUGAAAGACAAAAAUUACAAGCAACAUAUUGAGCGGGUCAAAUACAAAUCUGUGACUGACACACCUGAGAUCAUUUUAGCCAAGAAAAACGCUCAGCUGGUCAGCAAUUUAAAUUAUAAAGCAGGCUAUGAAAAGACGAAGCACCAGUACACUUUAUCCCAGGAUCUGCCAGAGAUCCAAAAAGCCAAAGAGAACGCAGCUCUGUGCAGUGAUAUCAAAUAUAAAGAAGAGUGGGAGAAGACAAAGUCUAAAGCCUGUGACAUCGGCGUGGACGACCUGAGCGUGCGAGCUGCCAAAGCCUCCAGAGAACUGGCCAGUGAUAUUAAAUACAAAGAGUCCUACUUGAAAAACAAAGAGAAGGCAGUUGGGGUUAACGUGAGYGACUCCAAGACUCUACACUCUCUUCAAGUGGCCAAGAUGAGCAGCGAUAUUGAAUACAAAAAGGGCUCGAAGGAGAGCCAGGCUCAGUACAGCCUUCCUCUGGACAUGAUCAACCUGAGCCACGCCAAGAAGGCUCAAGCCCUCGCCAGUGACCUGGAAUAUCGCACGAAACUCCACGACUACACCGUCAUGCCGGAUGACAUCAAGGUGCAGCAGGCCAAGAAGGCCUACUCUCUCCAGAGUGAGAACAAGUACCGUUCAGACCUGAACUGGAUGAAAGGGGUGGGCUGGGAGACGGAGGGAUGUCUCAACAUUACUCAGGCCAAGAAAGCUGGAGAGCUGCUCAGUGAUAACAAAUACCGUCAGAAGGCUGACAAAAUCAAGUUCACGCAGGUGGCCGACGAUCUGUCCAUCAAACACGCCAAGAAGAGUCAGGAGCUGCAGAGCGAUUUGGCAUACAAAGCAAACACCGAGCAGAUAAUCCACCAGUACACCAUGACAAAGGACGAGCCCCUUUUCAGACAAGCUAAAGCCAACGCUGACCUACUCAGUGCGAAAACGUAUAAAAGCCAAUGGGAGACACAGAGGGAAAAGGGCUUUGAGCUUCGUUUGGACUCUCUGUCCAUACUGACAGCGAAAGCCAAGAGAGACCUGGCCAGUGAUUGUUUCUCUGGACAUGCUGAAUAUCAGCCAUGCCAAGAAGGCUCAAGACCUCGCCACCGAUAUCAAGUACAGGACCUUCCUCCAUGAAUACACCACUCUGCCGACUGACCUCAAUGUGGCCUGGGCUAAGAAGGCCUAUGGCUUACAGAGUGACAAACAGUACCGGUCGGACCUGAACUGGAUGAAGGGGGUCGGCUGGGAGGCCUCACAAUCUCUGGACGUCCAGCAGGCCAAGAAAGCUGCAGAUCUGGCCAGCGAAAAAAAGUACCGUCAGGAGGUGAGCUCUCUGAGGUUUACCAGCAUCGACGACACGCCAGAGAUGAUUCAGGCCAAACUCAGCAACAAACUGGCCAUCGAUAGGCUGUACAGAGAGAAAGGAGAAAACAUAAAGCAUAACUACACAAUAAACAAAGAGCUGCCUGAGCUGGUGCAAGCCAAGAUCAACGCCCAGAACAUCAGUGAGAGUCGUUACAAGGAAUCGUGGACGAAGUUACGUGACGGAGGUUACAAGCUGCGCCUGGAUGCUAUUCCAUUCCAGUCCGCCAAAGCGUCUGCAGAGAUCCUCAGUGAUCACAAAUACAAGGAAGUGUUCGAGAAGACCAAAGGGAAGAUGAUCGGACUCAAGGCCCUGCAGGAUGACUUGAACAUUGCUCACUCAGUUUAUGCCAACAAGUUACAGAGUGAUAUCAACUACAAGCAGAAGUCCGCUAAGGAGCUCUCCAAGUUCCACCUGUCCAUGGACAUGAUGGAUGUUGUUCAUGCUAAGAAGGCCCAGUCACUGGUCAGUGAYCACGACUACAGGCUGUCCCUGCAUCACUACACCUCGCUGCCUGAUGACAUGAAGCUGCAGGCUGCCAAAAAGGCRUACGCCCUGCAGAGUGAGAAAGUGUACCGCUCUGACCUGAAUUACCUGCGGGGUGCCGCCUGGAUCGCCACCGGAGCUCUGCAGAUUGAAGGAUCCAAGAGGGCCACGGACCUCAUCAGUGAGAAAAAGUACAGACAGCAGCCGUACCAGUUCAGACACACAGCUGUUGCUGACUCYCCCGACAUCGUCCACGCGAAACUCAGUGGUCAGAUCACAAAUGAACGUUUGUACAAAGAAAAAGGAAUAAACGAUCAGCACAGCUACACAAUUACAAGUGAGAGACCAGAGAUUACACAGGCCAAGAUCAAUGCUGCCAACUUCAGCGAGAUAAAGUACAGAGAGUCCUGGCACACCCUGAGAGCUCAGGGCUACAAACUCACCAUGCAGGACAUCCCCUUCCAGGCCGCCAAGACCUCCACAGGCAUUGCCAGUGAUUACAAUUACAGACACAACCACCUGCUGGACAAAGGGAAACACAUUGGAGUUAAAAGCGUCACAGACGACCCRUACCUCCUGCACUGCCUGCAGGCUGGCAGACUGGCCAGCGACCAGGAGUACCGCAGGGAUGCUCUGUCGGCCAGCGGGCAGUACCAUCUCACACCGGACAUGGUCCAUCUGGUGGCGGCUAAGAACGCCCAGGCCCUGGCCAGCGAUCAGGACUACAGGAAGAGGCUGCAUGAAUACACGGUGCUGCCUGAUGACAUGAAGGUCAAGUGGGCCAAAAAGGCUUACAACCUGCAGAGUGAGAAACUCUACAAGUCAGACCUCAGUUUUAUGAAGGGAGUGGCCUGGGAUGGAGUUGGCGCGCCUCAGCUGGAGUCUGCUAAGAAGGCUGGAGAGUUAAUAAGUGAUAAGAAGUACCGUCAGCUGCCGGACAGACUCAAGUUUACCUCCGUGACUGACUCUCCUGAUAUUGUCCACGCCAAGACGAGCUAUCAGCAGUGCAGUGAGAGGCUGUACAAAUCUGGAAAGAAUGACGACAUGCAUAAAUACACCUUACACCCAGAUGACCCGGACUUUGUAAGAGCCAAGCUCAACGCCCAGCAGAUUAGUGAUAAAGUUUACAAGGCGUCCGGGGAGCAGGUGAAGACUUCAGGCUAUGACCUGAGACUGGAUGCUAUUCCCUUCCAAACUGCCAAGGCCUCCAGAGAAAUUGCCAGUGAUUUUCGCUACAAGGAGUCUCAUCUGAAGGACAAGGGCCACCAGGUAGGCCUGCGCUGUGUGGAGGAUGACCCAAAGAUGGUGCACUCCCUGGCAGCCAGCAAACUCCAGAGCAACCUGGAGUACACGCGUCAGUCUAAGGAGGAGCGAGCUCACUACAAAAUCAGCGCGGACCAGCCCGAGUUCCUGCACGCCAAGAAGAGCCAGGCUCAGGCCAGCGACCUCGCCUACAGGCACAAGCUCCACGACUACACCUGUGACCCUGAGCAGCUCAACGUCAAGCAUGCGAAGCAGGCCUACAAGCUGCAGAGUGAUGUGAACUACAAGUCGGACCUGAACUGGAUCAAAGGGGUAGGAUGGACCCCUCCCGGCUCCCACAAGGCCGAGCUGGCUCGACGAGCUGCAGAGCUGGGCUUCGCUGAGGGAGCUACCACUGAGGAGGCGAUUGCCAAGUAUCAGCACAUGAUGAUGCUGCAUCACCAGCAGCAGAUGGAGCAGCAGCAGCAGCAGCAGACUUCAGAGCAGGUGGAGACCAGCGAGGAGGUUCAACAAGGCGUCAACAUGGACGCCAUGGAGGUCCUUCACGUCAAGAGGAAGAAGACCACCCAGACGGUCCAGAAAAAAUCCUCCACCRUCACGACUUCGUUCAGAUCCAUGGAGAAGAAAUCCAGCUCCUCCUCAUCGUCCUCCACAGCAGCUAUCCAGAACACAGUGAAAACAAAUCUGUCCAGUAAAGCUGCGAUAGAGAACGCAUAAAGCAAAGGUUUUUUUUGUAAGAUUAGUGCUCAAAGGCUGCACUUGGAAAAAAGCAUGUUUUUUUUUUGAUAAAAUGAUUAUUGUGAGAUAUGUGGGAUUUUGCAAUAUUGAACUGCUGUAGCUGCUAUGAAGGAGAUUAAGCARGUUGAACAUGGAUAGGACUUGUGAGGUAAAAGAAUAGAUAACGUACGUGCAACAAAAAGGGAUUUUUUGGUAAUUCUCUCAAAACUGUUGAUCAUUUUAAAGUUUAUUUUUAAAAAAGGACCAUUGUCAAAUCCAAAGGCAAAGAAAACAAUUGAGGUCGUUGGACAAAAGAACGCCAAAACAGAAGGAAAUGCUGAUAUGAACGUUUUCAUUAGAUUUUGUUUUGGGUACUGUCAGGGAAGAGGGACAGCUGGACCAGGGUUUGUUAUGUGGCCAGCAGUUCAGAAUGUUUUAAACUGUUUUAUCUUUUAUAAAACGCAGGUGAACGAUGCACAAAAAWGUCCCUGCAGCCAUGUAACCUGAGAAACUGGAGCUAGGCUCUACUUGGAACAGGCCUACUGAAAUCAUGAACAUACUUUAGUCUGACGGGUUCAGCUUUGUGAGUUUGUAAUGAUGCCACUUUAACUCAAAGCUGGGCUGGGAGUAAAACACUUAUGUAUUAUUACUGUUUCAAUAAAGCUUUGUCAGUCAAAUCCA